This is a messenger RNA of Aspergillus campestris IBT 28561, 1755 nucleotides long. RefSeq names its product GMC family oxidoreductase. Bases 1 to 1755 code for a protein of 584 amino acids. The record is from RefSeq and is a predicted model, not a curated record. NCBI's taxonomy places the organism in Eukaryota, Fungi, Ascomycota, Eurotiomycetes, Eurotiales, Aspergillaceae. The transcript is spliced from 4 exons. Gene Ontology annotation, molecular function: oxidoreductase activity, acting on CH-OH group of donors; flavin adenine dinucleotide binding.
AUGCUCCUUCUCGCAGCGACGAUAGCUGCCCAGUAUGACUACAUCAUCGUGGGAGGGGGAACGAGUGGCUUGGUCGUUGCUCACCGAUUGUCAGAAGACCCAAAGACCUCAGUCCUGGUCCAUGAAGCAGGACCCUCGGUCUUUGAUAAUAUCAACGUAACCGAUAUCAACCGUCUGAACUAUACCUACGACAGCUCCAUCGACUGGGCAUAUCAAACCGUACCGCAGACCUACGGUGGACGGACCCAGGUUCUGCGCGCUGGCAAAGCGCUGGGAGGAACGAGUGUCAUGAACGGGGCGGCGUAUGCACGCGCAGAAGUUGCACAGAUCGACUCAUGGCAGGAGAUUGGUAAUGAUGGAUGGUCAUGGCAGAAUCUCUUCCCAUACUACUUCAAAAGUGAAAACAUCCGCCUCCCCAACCAGACACAGAUUGGAGCUGGUGUCUCCAUUGAUCCGAAGUACCAUGGCUUCAGCGGACCGCUGUCUGUGGGCUUCUUUGACCUACACAAAGGAGAUCAUGAUCUGACAGCAGUAUUCAAUCGAACACUGGGGUCCAUGGGUAUCCCAUCGAAUCCAGAUUUGAAUUCAGGACACAUGCGAGGAUUCACUAUUCACCCGUCGACGGUGGAUGUGGCGAAUGUUCGGAAUGAUGCUGCUCGCGCAUAUUACUGGCCGUACGCGAAGCGGCCAAAUGUGCAUGUGAAACUGAAUACGUUGAUCAACCGGAUAGUGUGGGGGGAUCGGGAUAAGGGAGGUAAUGAGAGGGAUCUUACUGCGACUGGAGUUGAGAUAAACAAGGGGCGUGGAAAAGGACGCGUCAUUCAUGCGCGGAAGGAAGUCAUUUUGGCUGCUGGUGCUCUGGGAUCACCUGCUAUUUUGGAGCGUUCUGGUGCUGGGAACCCAAGUAUUCUCCGGAAGCUUAACAUCCCGGUGCAUAUCAACCUCCCCAGUGUGGGAGAGAACCUACAGGAUCAACUGAAUACAUCAAUCGUUGUGUCCACGAAGGCACCUGUAACGGGAACCAGAACAGUGGCAUUUGCUUCAGCAUCCGACAUCUUCGGGUCAUCGGUAGAGUCGGUUGCGGCAUCGACGCGGUCACAACUAGUCCAAUAUGCCAAUGACACUGCUAAGGCGAGCCACGGGGCCAUGAAAGCCGAGGACCUUCUUAGGAUGUUUGAAAUCCAACAUGACCAUAUCUUCAGCCAGAAUCUCCCUGCUGCUGAAUUCGUCUUUCUCCUGAAAGGAGACCAGUCGAUUCAUACUGGAUACUGGGGUCUACUCCCUUUUGCCCGGGGAAACUCCCAUGUUGUCUCUGCUGAUCCUACAAUACCGCCGGUUGUGAACCCCAAUUAUGGCAUGCUGGACUGGGAUGUUCAGAUUCAGAUCGCCAUGUCCAAGUUUCUCCGCAAGAUGUAUAAGACGGGCGAAUUCAGUGACAUCAUUGCCGAUGAAUCAUUACCAGGGUUGUCAGUUGUUCCUGAAGAUGCAUCAGAUGAAACCUGGGCAACGUGGAUAGGAGAGCAGUAUACCCCCAACUACCAUGUCGUCGGAACCACGUCCAUGCUCCCUCGUUCCAUGGGAGGAGUGGUAGAUAGCCGGCUGAAGGUGUACGGAACUACAAAUGUACGAGUGGUUGAUGCGUCUAUUCAGCCGCUGCAGCUGUGUGGACAUCCCAUGGCAAACCUCUAUGCCAUUGCGGAGUGGGUGUCAGAUAUGAUCAAGGAAGAUGCAGCUGAUCAAGGCGGUAGUGAUUGA